Drosophila subpulchrella is the source of this 2193-nucleotide messenger RNA. Its product is annotated as transcription factor grauzone. Gene Ontology annotation, cellular component: nucleus. The transcript is spliced from 4 exons. Gene Ontology annotation, biological process: regulation of transcription by RNA polymerase II. The record is from RefSeq and is a predicted model, not a curated record. The coding region runs from base 99 to 2105 and encodes 668 amino acids. Gene Ontology annotation, molecular function: zinc ion binding; RNA polymerase II transcription regulatory region sequence-specific DNA binding; DNA-binding transcription factor activity, RNA polymerase II-specific. NCBI's taxonomy places the organism in Eukaryota, Metazoa, Arthropoda, Insecta, Diptera, Drosophilidae.
GCGGUCCGGCAACGCCCGCGGCAACAACUCAGCAACGACUUAAAAACAGCUGCAUUUAACCCGAUUUGAUUUGUGAUUUGUGUCCUUCCUUUUAUGAGAUGAUAUGCCGACUCUGCCUGGAGGAUGCUGAGCACGGGGUGCCCAUUUUCGACCAGGACCCGUCUGCGGCGCAACCGGCGAUGCGCCAGCUGCCGGAGCUGAUCGAGCGACAUCUGCAGCUGGUGUUGGCGGCCAACGACGCGGUGUCCACGUGCCUGUGCAACCGCUGCUGUCAACAGCUGACCGAGAUCGAUCACUUCUGCUCCAUGGUGGCGGAAAAGCAGCGGUCGCUGCACCGCUCGCUGCAGCUAAAGACGGAACUGCCGGAGUUGCCGGAACUGGCGGAGCCGGAGCCUGCCUUGGUCGUGUGGAACACGGAGUCGCCCAUCGAGCCGAAGCUCAGCUACGAGGGCGACGACAUCAAGGAUCACAUACUGUGCGAACCGGUCAUAGACGCCCUGUCCGCGGGCGACGAGAAGGACAGCGACUACGGCGACACCUUUGAGCCAGACUUCGAGCAGGAAUUUCAGCCUGAGGAUGAAGAUGAGCCGGAGCCCGAGCUGGAUCCGGUGAAGCCACGCCCCAGGGGCAGGCCACGCAAAACGCCGCUGCAGCAGACGCAUCAGAUCAUCAAGAGGAAGUACGAGAAGCGCAAGCAGCAGAACAAGGCAAAGAUCACAGAGUUAUCUCUGAGGGAGUCAAGAGCGAGGUUACGAGAGCUUAAACGCAGCAGUGCAGGAGCAGAGGAGGAUCAGGAUGAGGACGAGGAUGAUGAUGAGGACGAGGCGGAUGUGGCUCCCGAUGCCGACGAGCAGCCAAAGCCACGCGGCAAACGCGGCCGACCCAAGACCAAGAAACUGGUCACUGCCGACGACAAUGACGAUCCCUCGGAGGCGCCCGUCAAGCGCAGCAGCAUCAAGGAGAUGGACGACUAUAUAGCCUCCAAUGUUAAACUGGACUGCGCCAUUUGCGCUGCUCCGCUGGAGGACUUUAACGAUCUCAAGCGCCACUUUCGCGUGGAGCACGACUGCACCGGCUAUGUGAAGUGCUGCAACAAUCGGUACAAGAAGCGGACGCUGUACGUCGACCAUCUGCACUGCCACAAGGAUCCGCAGUACUUUAGCUGCCAGAGCUGCCGCAAGAACUUCCUCAACCGCAACAGCCAGGUGAUGCACAUGCUGCGCUUCCACUCGCAGCAGCAGGAGCUGGUCCACCAGUGCGCCAUCUGCGAGGCGCGCUUCGCCAAGAAGUUCCUGCUGACCAUGCACCUCAAGGGGCACAAGGGCACCGAGCGGCCCGAGGUGUGCGACACCUGCGGCAAGACAUUCCGCACGAAAUUCGAGCUGAGCGCCCAUGUCAAGCGGAUGCAUGCGGCGGACUUUACGCCUAUCAUAUGCGACAUUUGCGGGACCCAUUUCAGGAGCAAGGCCAACUUCCUCAUCCACAAGAAGGCGCUGCAUCCGGACGGGCCCGUGGCGGAGGUGCAGUGUACCCUGUGCGGCCGCUGGCUGCGGGACGAGCGUAGCCUGCGCAAGCAUCUGGCGCGCCACGAUGACCGCGACGGCGACACCAAGUACCGAUGCCUGCUCUGCAAUGCAGAGAAGUCAUCCCGUGCCGCACUCAGCAGCCACAUGCGGUACCAUCACUCCGCCAAGCGGCACAAGUGCAGUCUCUGCGACAAGGAGUUCAAGCUACCGCGGGCCUUAGCCGAGCACAUGGCCACCCACACGGGCAUCGAUCUGUAUCAGUGCCAGUUCUGCACGCGCACCUUUAAGUCGCACGCCAACAUGCACAACCACAAGAAGAAGAUGCAUCCGAACGACUGGGUGAGAAAGUACUCGCAGCCCAGUAGCAGCAUUACCUCCGCAGCGGCUCCAGUGGCUUCUCAUCCUCAUCCACCACCACCACCACAACCUCCUCAGGCAGUAGUGACUGCACCUGCCACGUUAGCCGGACACAUGCUGCCGCCGCUGGGCGGGAUCAACAACAAGUCCCUGAUCGAAAUACCCGAUCCCGAGGGCUUCGACUUUGUCAGCAACAGCUCCGUGUGCCCCACGCCCGACUGAAUCUGUGUGUGUUUGUCUGCUACUUUUGUGUGUAACCACCCUGCAGUGCCAUUAAUCAACAAAAAAAACUUCAUCUUUCUUGAUGGAA